Molecule: messenger RNA, 1801 nt
Organism: Gadus morhua (Atlantic cod)
Lineage: Eukaryota; Metazoa; Chordata; Actinopteri; Gadiformes; Gadidae
Gene: dtex3lb.1
Product: deltex E3 ubiquitin ligase 3L b, tandem duplicate 1
Exons: 4
Coding region: 34-1257 (407 amino acids)
Source: RefSeq, a predicted model, not a curated record
CAUCUCAGACAAGAACUGGCCAGGAUUACCGAGAUGGAAAACAAAGCCACCAUUCGUCUGAAGGUAGACUGGCCAGAAGGAGUACCCCGGCAGCCGGAGGUAGAACUUCAAAAGGCUCUACAAACCUGGUUAACCAAAUCCGCCAGCAGUACUGUCUGGGAGUGUCGGAGUGUAACUUCUCCACAAGAUGGAGCUGUUGAGGCGGUGGUUUCAGCCUCUUUAGAACAUCUAUUCACUCAAGAAACUAAGUUGACCCUGAAGCAUCAGAGAACAGCGUUAGUGACUUGUGUUCUGCCUGGAGAUGAGCUGAAUGAGCCUGUGAACUGCACUUUACCGCUGGUCCACUUCUGGUACGUGAACCAGGUCUACAGAGAGAAAAUGAAACGCAUCGAGGAAGAAAACGGAGUUCAUAUCCAAAAGGACGUGAAGGUGUCCUUCAACGGUGACACCAGCGCUGGAGCAGACCCAGUCAAGGCUCUCUCUGAAUUCAUCGAUCUAGUCCAGUCUUGUUUAGGAGACUCCACAAGCUACUCUUACUCCCAUGGGCCCGGUCAAGUGGACUGGGAGAAAGCCCUUCAACACAUCCAGCAGGGUCAAGAGAAGCUCACGCUUACCGUGUCACCCCAUGAGGUGGAGGUGUGCGGGCCGAUGAAAAGCCUGAAGACUUUCGAAACCAUUUCAAAAAUGCAAAAGAAAACCCUUAAUACUCCGGUUCCUGGUCCGUCAUCUGCAGGGGAAGCUCAAGGAAGAUCACAAAGGGUCAGCAUGAACUUCAGAGACCCUCUGCUCAGCUCUGGUGUAGCAAUAGAUGCAACCAACUACAAAGUGAUGGCUAUCGCUUAUAAGGAUGAAAUGGCCAUGAUCGAAAGCAAGUUCGGUGUGAAUUUGUGUUACAUGGAAGAUGCGGUCUGGGCCAAAGCUAAACCCGGGGGGUCUGAAGACACCGUUACCCUGGAGGGCCACGCCCUCAGAGCUGUUCUGUGUCUGUACCAGAGAGUGGCCACCUCGGUGCUGAGUUGCUCCCUGCAGAGCCAGAGCCAGAGCGAGAUCCACCUAGUGGGGCAGAGACUGGCUGGACACCCUGGGGUCGUCCUAGACCGUCUUGGGGACCAGUGGAGGAUCAUCGGCCUGCCAGAGGACCUGCGCCGGGCUGUGGAGCACAUCGAGAGUGACCUAGAAGGACCCGUCUUCAGGGAGGAGGACAGGCAGAGGAUCGGAUGUUCCAAAAGUGAUGCAUCUCUAUGCGUUAUUGCAUGAGAGCCAGCCUCUAUACAAAAUGUUUGCUUCAUUUUCUCAAAGCCCAAAAAAAAUGUGAAUCUCUAAAUAAUAUGGCAUGUUCCCCUACUGGACUCUGCUUUCUGCCAGGGCUCCCAGUACGCUGAUGUGAAUGGUUCAGAAGUAGGUGUUUAAACUUAAUGAGUCAGGAAAAAAGCAUUCAAUCACUUUCUUUAAUUGAUCUAUCUCUAUGCAUUUUUUUGGCCGUACAUUUAUUAGGCCCUAUGCAGAUUUAUUUUUAAUUACUUAUUUAAUUAGAUUAUAUAGCAAUGUUAUAUUAAAACUAUUAAACUAAAACCAUUUUAACCAAUCAACAAUUUCAGCCGAGGAGACGAAAAAGAAUGCUCUCUGUACAGUUUUUCCAUUUUAUUUUAUUUAUAACAAUACCUUUUAUUUAGUUUGCAGAGUACUCCAGCAAAAAGUAAAACAUUAUUCUCUUUCCAGAAGAAGUCUGCGUUUCCAUGCAUUGUGUACUAUAAAAGCUAUGUGACAUCUGUAAUUAAAAACAAAGGCUAAUCAAAAACAA